Cylicocyclus nassatus is the source of this 360-nucleotide messenger RNA. NCBI's taxonomy places the organism in Eukaryota, Metazoa, Nematoda, Chromadorea, Rhabditida, Strongylidae. The record is from the annotation of a GenBank genome assembly.
AUGCUGGUCGCUGGCAAUAGCUUUGCCUGCAACCAAGGCGAUGUCAUUUACAAGGCAUUCAAACGGUAUGCAAGGCAGUUCAACAUAUUUUGUAUAUCAAGAUGUGAAAUGUUUUAUCCCAAUUGUCAAUUUUCCUUCAACUUUACUCAGGUAGUGAGAAAACUAGAACCUGAAGUUGUAUUCAUGAUAGAUAGAGCUGUCACCAUGAAAACUCCGCUCGAUGUGUCAAAACCAAUCGAUGAAGACAGAGUCUUCGGUCUUUUCAUGAAAACACUAAAACUCCUCGAGAAAACAACUAGAAAGAGGUAUGAUCAGAUUUUUGGUAACGUGAGAAAAUCGCUAUUAGCUAUAUCAUCAUAA